AUGCUGGACUCUUCUGUGGCAGAUCAAAUGGCCCGACUGACCCUGAAACUCCUGGAGAAGAAACUGGAGCAGGAGCGUGAGGAUGUGGAAGGGGAUUCUGAGGACCCCUACCUUGUGCCAGGACCUGAGGACAGGCCAGACGCAGCCCUGCACAGUGCUCUGAGGAGGAGGAAGGACCUUCUGCAGAGACUCUGGGAACAAUACCUCCUGGAAGAGCUCUCCAGAGCCCAUGCCCCAGCCUGGAGGGGGCCCAGCCGAGGAGCCUAUGGGUCAGCGCUGCCCCCAGAGGUGGGCCCUGGCAUCUACCCCACCGCCUCCGUGCCCCCACCUGCCCUGGAGCUGCCUCGGGUGAUCCAACACUCGGUCCCCCAGCCUCCUGCUACCAUCAUUCAGCAGCUACCUCAACAGCCACUCAUCGCCCAGAUUCCCCCUCCCCAGGCCUUCCCAGCUCAAAGGUCAGGAAGUAUUAAGGAAGACAUGGUGGAGAUGAUGCUGCUGCAGAAUGCACAGAUGCACCAGGUGAUCAUGCAGAACCUGAUGCUCCAAGCUGUGCCCCCGACGGCCCCCGUGUCCUCCAGGGGACCACAGGCCACACCCCUGCAACCCACCCGGCAGGACCCACAACGGGCUCACCCCACCGUCCUGCGAGCUGAGAGGCAGAAACCGCCCUCCGUGCACCACCACCACCACUAUGCGCCCACAGCCCCGCUGCAGGCUGUUCCCGCGCCUGGCUCACCCAUGGCUUACUCCACGUGGCCUGCAGUGGUCUCAGCCACCGCCCUCCCAUCUGCCGCCAGCUUCCUGCCCACCAUGCGCCACUUGGUCACCCCCUCUGCUGCUGCCCUUAGCGCGACUGUGCCUGAAGGUUUCCUCCCUGCACCAGCUCCAGCUCCAGGCCAGUGA
Messenger RNA from Miniopterus natalensis, 903 nucleotides. It is a transcript of the gene C6H21orf58, whose product is annotated as chromosome 6 C21orf58 homolog. The record is from RefSeq and is a predicted model, not a curated record. Lineage: Eukaryota; Metazoa; Chordata; Mammalia; Chiroptera; Miniopteridae.